AAAAGCAGCGGCGACAAUAUUGCCCCUAUGAAAGUCGAUCAGCCGCAAAACGGCAAAGCGGCAUCGACAGGGUCCCCACCUGAAGAAGGAGCAUCAGUGCCACAGCAAGAGUGCCCCGGCAGCAGCAGUGUUGGGCAACCCUGUGCCGCUGUAACAGACCCUCCACAUCAGGAGGUCCAUGAGGUCACAGAGGUCACCCCUCAGACCAUCACCCCACGCAGAGGUCGCGGGAGGCCCAGGAAGAGCGAGCAGAAGAGCGCCAAGACUCCGACGAGCACCCCAACAGGCAAUCCGGUGGUGAGACAACGAGGCAGGCGGCCAAGCUUGAAGAAGGAAGAGGAGGAUGCAGCCGUGGCGAUCCCUGUGGGCUCAGAGAAAAAGACUUGCCAACGAGAGCUGAAUGAUCCAGAGGGGAAAGAAGACACAGCAGGCACACUAGUUGGGGCUGAAGCUGAGCUUGCAGAGCAGUCCACACACAACGGAGCACGAGAAGUUCCCAAAGCCUCUGCUGGUCGUUACCGAACACGGAGGUCAUCCUCCUCCUCCACCACCACAACCUCCUCGCCCACUACACCUGCUCCACCACCCCAGUCCUCCUCUCCCCCACCCUCCUCCUCCUCCACCAAGGAGCCCCACUACCGCUACACCUGCGGCACGUGCGGCCGGACGUUCACGCGUUCCUCCGACGUGCGUCGCCACCAGCUCACGCACACGGGCGAGCGCCCCUUCCGCUGCUCGCACUGCGCCAAGACCUUCCAGCACGCCUGGGACCUCUCCAAGCACCAGCGCAAGUACCACGGCGACGGCGAGUGCCUGUUCCGCUGCGGCACGUGCGGCGCCGACUUCCCCAACCUGCGGCAGCUGGCCAUCCACCACAAAAGGAGCCACACGGGCGUCCCUCUGCCGCACACCUGCUCCAUCUGCGGCAAGAGCUUCCCGGCGGCGGCGGCGCUGGGCGAGCAUCGCAGGUCCCAUGGCGACAAGCCCCAGUACGAGUGCCCGCAGUGCGGCCAGGCCUUUGACACCCUGCUGGAGCGCUCCAAGCACCGGCAGACGCACGUGGCCAAGCGGCAGUUCAAGUGCCCGCAGUGCGACAAGACGUACACACGGCGCGCCGACGUCAAGCGGCACCAGCUGACGCACACCGGCGAGCGGCCCCACCAGUGCGCGCAGUGCGGCCGCUGCUUCGGCCUGCGCUCGGCCCUCAACAAGCACCAGGCCGUGCACACGGGCGCCAGGCCCUUCAAGUGCCGGCAGUGUGGCAAGCGCUUCACGCUGCUCUCCAUCCUGGAGCGGCACGAGCGCAUGCACUCCGGGGAGCGCCCUUUCCUCUGCUCGCAGUGCGGCAAGCGCUUCCUGUCGCUGGGCGAGCUGUCCAAGCACUACAAGUCGCACACAGACGAGAGGCCCUUUCAGUGCGGGCAGUGCGGCAAGCGGCUCAAGUCCAAGCGCGCGCUGCAGGAGCACACGCUGUCGCACCGCGGCGAGCGCCCGUACCUUUGCUCCUACUGUGGCAAAGGGUUUACCAAGCCCUUCGCGCUGACACGCCACCACCUGAUGCACACCGGCGAGCGCCCGUACCCCUGCGCGCACUGCGGCCGCGCCUUCCUGACCUCGGCCGAGCUGACGCUCCACGAACGCACGCACACCGGCGAGAGGCCCUACGCCUGCCCGGAGUGCCCCAUGAAGUUCCGCAGCUCGUCCGAGCUGGCGCGGCACAAGCGGAAUCACGGGAAGGAAGGGGGAGGAGGAGAUCAGACGCAUGUCUGCGGCAUCUGCUCCAAGGCCUUUGCCAGCAUGACCAAACUGAACAAACAUGCCUUGACACAUGCUAAGGAGAAGGGCAUCGUGUGUGUGACCUUGCCCGUCGAUGCAGAUGGGAUGCACGGGGCUGCGAGCAUAGUAGAGGGGCACAGUGUUGUACUGACUGUAACAACGACGACCCAAAAUUCGGUUGACAUGUGACUGCGUGUGUAAAUAUUUGGGUGUACUACUAACUGUAAUAUUCAUGUACUGUACAGCAAUACUAAUCUGGAAAAUUGCAUAUUUUGUAUUCAGCUUUUAUUAUGAAGUACACAGAAAGGGAUUUAACUGCAUUUUCACGUUUCAUUUGACGGUUUUUAUUACAGCUGCAGACAGUCCUACACAGUAAAUCAUUUACUUACUUACUUAACCCCAUUACGCCAUUCGGCGCAUAGGGCAGCAGUAAAUAAUUUACCGAGAUUGAAAUAUUGAAAUGAAUUUUUUUAUAAAGCAUUAAAUUUUUUUAAUGGUUACUGCAAUUAUGUACAGUUAUUUGAAAUGAUCAAUGCAGAAUAAUAUAUAUAAAGUAUUUAAU
Molecule: messenger RNA, 2338 nt
Organism: Engraulis encrasicolus (European anchovy)
Lineage: Eukaryota; Metazoa; Chordata; Actinopteri; Clupeiformes; Engraulidae
Product: zinc finger protein ZFP2-like
Exons: 3
Coding region: 28-1965 (645 amino acids)
Biological process (GO): regulation of transcription by RNA polymerase II
Molecular function (GO): DNA-binding transcription factor activity; RNA polymerase II cis-regulatory region sequence-specific DNA binding
Source: RefSeq, a predicted model, not a curated record